UCGGUUUCGUCACCUUUUUUUCCCUCCCGUGACUACCCACCACGACAACCGAUCGUCGCCGCUCGCCGCUGCAGUCAUUCGGUCAAUUCUUAUUUCACAUCAUCUCUGGGAUCCGCGACACUUUUCGACUAUUUUUCUUUUUGUUUUGUUCUCGUUUAGAGCGGUGGCGACUAUAGUCUUCGCUUUCUGAUUUCUAAUACACCAGUGGUCCACACACAUAUCCUUCUACAACCGCGUGGAAGGCGCCGCUGUGCGCGACGUUAUCGAGUCUCACAUGAAUCCUCCAGCCGUUUCUCCUGCUCCUUCCUCGACGGUCUCUUCGGCAGCACCCUCUAUCGCAUCUACAGAUCGCAAUGAUGGGGAUCACCAGGUAACCCGGGCCCUAGAUGACAUGCGCCUCUCUGCGCCGUCAUCUGGCGAGGUUCUCCCGACGCCGCAGCAAGCCAAGACAGCAAAACCAUCAAUGGCCCAUCGCUUAACCCGAAUGUUUAGCGACAGAAAGACGGUCAAUCCCAGGGCAGAAACCGACGGUCACAAGGAUGCUGGCUCCGAGUCUAGUUCUGAUGGCGCAAAGCCCUCCGCUAAUGGCAUUGUCCGGACCGCGCCUCAAUCUUUGACUAACCAGACCUCAUUGCCUCCCGACAGACCUGCUGACGGUAUCGUGAAGCCAAAGAGUACGAAAGAGAAGGAUUUACCCGUCCACAGGCGUUUUGAGAUGUUGCCGGACGGAUCGCAUUUGCAUCACCUCAAGGGGACAAAGAGACAGGAAAAAUUAAGCGGUCUCCUUCGAGAUAUGUUGGGAGGCGGGAAGAAGAAAGAAGACCAUGUCGACGAUCAGCAGCAGUUAUCGUUGGUAUCGAGCUGGAUUGAUCAGUUAAAAAGCGAACGCGAGAAACUGGCACAGGAUAAAAAGGGCGGCCCCAACGCUACAGCGACUUUGGUCGAUAAAUACGGAAAAUGUCAGGAGAUUGUUGGUCGCGGUGCUUUCGGUAUAGUGCGAAUUUCGCACAAGGUGGACCCGAAUGAUUCCAAGAUGGAGCAGCUGUAUGCUGUCAAGGAAUUCAGACGCCGACCACAGGAAACAUCCAAGAAAUACCAAAAACGACUUACUUCAGAAUUCUGCAUCUCCUCGUCUCUGCGACACCCAAAUGUAAUACACACGCUGGAUCUUUUACAGGAUGCGAAAGGUGAUUACUGUGAAGUGAUGGAGUAUUGCGCUGGUGGUGAUUUGUAUACUUUGGUUUUGGCUGCAGGCAAGCUUGAGGUUGCCGAAGCAGAUUGUUUCUUCAAACAGCUGAUGCGCGGUGUUGAAUAUAUGCAUGAAAUGGGUGUUGCGCAUCGUGACUUGAAACCCGAAAACCUCCUCCUGACCACUCAUGGAGCUCUGAAGAUUACUGAUUUCGGCAACGGUGAAUGCUUCCGUAUGGCCUGGGAGACGCAGGCACACAUGACUGCCGGUCUCUGUGGAUCAGCUCCUUAUAUCGCGCCUGAAGAAUAUACAGACAAAGAAUUCGAUCCCCGGGCUGUCGACGUUUGGGCUACUGGAGUCAUUUAUAUGGCCAUGAGGACGGGCCGUCAUCUAUGGCGAGUUGCGCGCAAGGAUGAAGAUGAGUUUUACGAACGUUACCUUGAGGGUCGUCGGGAUGAAGAUGGCUAUGCGCCGAUUGAAACUUUGCAUCGGGCCCGGUGUCGCAACGUGAUUUAUUCGAUUCUUGACCCCAACCCUGGCCGGCGGAUAACUGCAUCCCAGGUGCUCAAGUCGGAAUGGGUCCGUGAGAUCAAGCUGUGCAAAGCAGGCGAAGAAGGCUACUGAUACCUCUUCAAUCUUUACCUUGACUCCGACGAAACCAAAAAAAAAAUUUUAUGGCAUUAUCACGACAGCAGUAACGACUCCAUUAGUAUCUUUUCCCUCUUCUCAUACCAUUUGACUCUAUUCUUUAGUGGGAGGCCAGUAUUUGUGAUAUAUCAGAGCGGUUUCCCCAGAACACUAGACUGGUGGUUCUUUUUUCUCUUACUUUUUUUAUUUCCAUGGCGGGAGAGUUGAACUUUUUUGAACCAUUUGUUUCCGAUUCUCGUGCCUGUAUUUUACUUUAGGCGUACCGAGCUUCAUUGAUCUUGCUUUUUCUUCUUCUUUUCGUCUCUUCUAUUCUAGUCCUUUGAUUAGGACCUCGUGCAUAGGCUCGGUUUCAUGACUGAUACGACUCUAUUAGCGAUGCGCAUGCGCUACAGAUGGAAACGACGUUUUCACUUCGUGUUUAUUUUAUUGCAUACAUAUUAUACUCCAUUUUCUUGCCUUUCCAACGACACACAGGUUUUAUACCGCGACCAUUCAUGACCUGACGUUGCAGCAUUUUGAAGCGAGUUUGUUUUUGUUACUGCAUAUAUAUAUAUAUAUAUUUAGGGGAUUGUCUGCUAUUUUGUACUUUUAUCGAUUGAAUGAAUAUCUGCCUGGAUAUA
This is a messenger RNA of Talaromyces stipitatus ATCC 10500, 2457 nucleotides long. Its product is annotated as serine/threonine protein kinase, putative. The coding region runs from base 275 to 1813 and encodes 512 amino acids. NCBI's taxonomy places the organism in Eukaryota, Fungi, Ascomycota, Eurotiomycetes, Eurotiales, Trichocomaceae. Gene Ontology annotation, biological process: intracellular signal transduction; intracellular monoatomic cation homeostasis; protein phosphorylation. Gene Ontology annotation, molecular function: protein serine/threonine kinase activity; ATP binding. The transcript has 2 exons. The record is from RefSeq and is a predicted model, not a curated record.